Molecule: messenger RNA, 1146 nt
Organism: Brassicogethes aeneus
Lineage: Eukaryota; Metazoa; Arthropoda; Insecta; Coleoptera; Nitidulidae
Source: the annotation of a GenBank genome assembly
AUAAAAUAACAAAAGUAUUUACUGUAUAAAAGCGAAUGGUCCUAUAAAGAAUAUUAGUUUCCUCUAAGAUUCUUUACAAGAUGUUUAAGUACUUUAUUAUUUUUUGUGUGUUGAUUUGUGUUUGUUUGGGUGAUGAUUUUCAUAAAAAAAAUCAUAAAAUUAAGUAUAUAAAGAAAAAACACCAUUUUCCUCAUCAUUUAAUUUAUGCUGGCUUUACAUAUUUAGCAUUUCUGGCGAUAAAAUUUAAAAUUAUUUUCUUUUUUGGAAUCGUUUUUGCUGUUCUAUGUGCAGGAGGCAAAAUAUUCGCUUUUAUCAAAUACUUGGAAAAAGGAAAACACCCUGAAAUCAUAGAACACAGUCCAGAAAAAAUAUACAUCCAACCCCCCAGUCACGGUUACGAUUUUUCAAGUGGUCCUGUUGGCCCCCCUGGAGAUGAUGGCUUCAGUGGAGCUUUUCAGGAUUACCCACCUCAUGAUUAUGAUAAAUUAGAUUCCUACUAUCCACCCUCAUAUGGAAAAGGCCGAAAUAACGAUGACAUUUAUGGGGAAUUCGAAGGUUUUACAAAAAUGUUGAAAACGGCAAAUUUUAGCGAUUUGGCAUUUGAUAAAAUGAAUAUGACCACAUUAGAUUGCAGAAAACGAUUUGUUUGUGAGUCAGAUUAUAAUAUGAACAAAAUAACAAUUUUAAAGGCUGGGUAUGAUAUGUUAAACGAUGAAAGUUACACAAAAUACCGUACAAAAACUCCAGUAGAAUCACUAGAAAAAUGUGAAAAACUAUAUCCAGAUUGUGAAGACUUUAAGCAAAAAUCUCAUUUUUAACAACAUAGCUACCUUAUAUUUGAGUUUAUUUAUUUAUUUAUGUAUUUAUUAAAUAAUGUAAUAUUUUAUUUUAUUUUCUUUAAUUUACCAAAUUAUAAAUAUUAUUCUUACCAGUGUACCAAGUAAGGGCGUCACAUGCAACUGGGAUGGCGUGCAUAUUGUGAAUAGAGUAUAUUUUUUCGUUAGGUUUGCUUUCAAUCAGGGUCUGACAAACCCAGUGACCGUAGCCUAGGCCGCCUUGUUGCUGCGUGUCAAGCUGCGUACUAUGCCUAAACAAGUCCAUUGCUUCUUGUCUUCCUAGGCGUUCAGCAAUUAACGCCUAAAAAUG